Molecule: messenger RNA, 2571 nt
Organism: Acipenser ruthenus (sterlet)
Lineage: Eukaryota; Metazoa; Chordata; Actinopteri; Acipenseriformes; Acipenseridae
Product: zinc finger protein 300-like
Exons: 3
Coding region: 530-1885 (451 amino acids)
Biological process (GO): regulation of transcription by RNA polymerase II
Molecular function (GO): RNA polymerase II cis-regulatory region sequence-specific DNA binding; DNA-binding transcription factor activity
Source: RefSeq, a predicted model, not a curated record
ACCCAGUUUCAUAACCUCCUCUUCUCAACGCGAUCCCGCCAAUCGAAUUCGCAAGCUGGGUUAGUAGAGUUUCUACAGCCAAUAAUACGCGACGGUUCCGACCAGCCACGCCCACUGCUAGUGACGCUGCAUUUCAUUUCGGGAAAUAGAAGCGUUUGCUUAUGCUGGGAAGAGAGAGAUAAUAUUACAGCUGCUUGUGAGUUUAUCAUCUGCUGUUUAAAGUAUUAGGCUGGGUUAAAAUGCUUCCUAAUUAUUAUUUUUAUACGUUUAUUACCUACAUGGAGUUCUGAGACAUAUAGUUCCUCUUCUGUUUAAUUUAAGAACAGAUAAGGAAGUUGAACUUGCCAUUUUUGUUCUGAGAAAACAAACGCGAUAGCAGAGCUCGGCAGGAUUCUCAAAGACGAAAAUUACUGCUUGCAAAGUCAAACGAGUCUGCUGUUUGAUUUCUUUCUUUAUCACAUCAGAAGUGCGGAUUUUAUAUGAAUAAAAAUAAAUAAAAAAGAGGAGCCUCAAACUGAAACCAGUGAAGAUGGACGUCAGCGUCUCCGUGUCGUUCUUUCAAGACGAGCUCGCCUCUACCAUCGAGCACGCAGUGAAAGCGGCUGUAGACACCGUCUUGUGCCAAAUCACAAAAGUUGUCGGCGGCAAAUUCACUGAAUUCCGAAUGGAAAUGGCUGGAAAGGAGAAAGAGAAUGAAAGUCUGAAGCUGAGAUUGGAAAUAUCAGAGAGCGAGUUGAAAGCGGUGCGGGAAUGCAUGAACGCUGCAGAUGCAGACAUUAAACAACCUCUCAGAAACAUGAACCCCGACUGCAAUGAACAAGACUUUCAGAGGAACGAGAACCAGGGGUUAUUUCAAGAUCCCACAGAGAGCCAUGCUGUGCCUAAAUCUGAAGCACAGGAGGGGCCAAGGAUAGAAGCAGUUCACACACAAGAGGAGUCCUUUCACCGGGAGUGGUGUGCAAGUCUAAAGCAGGUUACAGAGCUGACAUGUGUUAAAGAUGAAGAGGUCCCUCGACUGGAAUGUGUUCCUAUUAAAGAGGAAUUCACAGAACAGGAAUGUGUCCCCAUCGCAGAGGAAGUUCCUGCUGAAAAUAAUGUCUGUACACCUGAGGAGAACAACCAGCUGGGAUCCAGCCUGUGUGAUGAUUGUCCACCUGAAUGUGAACUGGGAUUUAGAGCUGCUAAUGGGAAUCACACGAGAGGGACACCAUUUCCUUGUCUUGAUUGUGGGAAGACUUUCAGUUUUUUAUCACGGCUUAAAAUCCACCAGCGCAGUCACACAGGAGAGAAACCUUAUCGCUGCUCUGAGUGUGGGAGGAGAUUCAGUCGGUUAGAAAACCUUAAAGUGCACCAGAAAAACCACGCAGGAGAGAAACCUCAUCGCUGCACUGAGUGUGGGAAGAGUUUCAUGCGGUUAAGACAUUUUGAAUCACACCAGCGCGUUCACACAGGAGAGAAACCUUAUCACUGCGCUGAGUGUGGGAAGAGUUUCAGUCGUUUCUCGCACCUUAAAAGUCACCAGCGCAUUCACACAGGAGAUAAACCUCAUCACUGCACUGAGUGUGGGAAGAGCUUCACGCGAAUAGGAAGUCUUCAAAUCCACCAGCGCGUUCACACAGGAGAGAAACCUUAUCGCUGUGCUGACUGCGGGAAGAGUUUCACCUAUUUAAGUUCCUUUAAAAUCCACCAGCGGACUCACAUAAAAGAGAAAUCUUAUCAAUGUACUGAAUGUCUGAAGAGUUUCCGUCAGUUAUCAAACCUGAAAAGACACCAUCAAAUUCACACGAGAGUGAAGCCCUAUCCCUGCACUGAAUGUGGGAAGAAGUUCAGUCAGUUACAGGCUCUUGCAGGACACAAGAGAAUUCACAGAAUUUCAGCCACUUGAGGACACCUGAACACGAGGAGUAAAUUUGACAAAUACAGCAAUACAAAAGAAUAAACUUGCUUGAUAAACAGGGUUACUCCUAAUCACUUCUGAGCAAAAACAUGUACUCACGGAUGGAACAUAAGAAAGUUUACAAACGAGAGGAGGCCAUUCAGCCCAUCUUGCUCGUUUGGUUGUUAGUAGCUUAUUGAUCCCAGAAUCUCAUCAAGCAGCUUCUUGAAGAAACCCAGGAUGGCAGCUUCAACAACAUUACUGGGGAGUUGGUUCCAGACCCUCACAAUUCUCUGUCUAAAAUAAAAGUGCCUCUUAUUUUCUGUUCUAAAUGCCCCUUUACCUAAUCUCCAUUUGUGACCCCUGGUCCUUGUUUCAGGUUGAAAAAAUCCCCUGGGUCGACAUUGUCUAUACCUUUUAGGAUUUUGAAUGUUUGAAUCAGAUUGCCGCGUAGUCUUCUUUGUUCAAGACUGAAUAGAUUCAAUUCUUUUAGCCUGUCUGCAUACGACAUGCCUUUUAAACCCAGGAUAAUUCUGGUUGCUCUUCUUUACACUCUUUUUCUAGAGCAGCAAUAUCCUUUUUGUAGCAAGGUGACCAGAACUGAGCACAAUAUUCUAGAUGAGGUCUUACUAAUACGUUGUAAAGUUUGAACAUUACUUUCCUUGAUUUUAAAUUCAACACUUUUCACUAUAUAU